GGACCGAGCGGGCGGCUGCAGCCCCGGAGCGGCCGGGCCGGCGGGGGCCGCUUCCCCGUCUCCACUGCGGACCAUGUUCGCCAAAGGGAAGGGGUCGGCGGUGCCUUCGGACGGGCAGGCCAGGGAAAAGCUGGCCCUCUACGUGUACGAGUAUCUGCUGCACGUCGGGGCGCAGAAGUCCGCGCAGACGUUUCUGUCGGAGAUCCGAUGGGAGAAGAACAUUACGCUGGGAGAGCCCCCCGGCUUCCUCCAUUCCUGGUGGUGCGUGUUCUGGGACCUGUACUGUGCGGCCCCGGAGAGACGGGACACCUGUGAACACUCGAGCGAAGCCAAGGCCUUCCACGACUACAGCGCAGCAGCAGCCCCCAGCCCCGUGCUGGGGAACAUCCCUCCAAACGACAGCCUGCCCGGUGGCCCCAUCCCUCCCGGCUUCUUCCAGGGUCCGCCUGGCUCCCAGCCCUCGCCCCACACACAGCCUCCUCCUCACAACCCCAACAGUCUGCUGGGACCUCACAGUCAGCCGUUCAUGUCUCCCCGCUACGCUGGAGGUCCCCGACCCCCCGGCCCCCGGAUGGGCAGCCAGCCUCCAGGAGCUGUCCCCGGGACCCAACCCCUGCUGCCCAACUCCAUGGACCCCACGCGGCAGCAAGGUCACCCCAAUAUGGCAGGCUCCAUGCAGAGGAUGAACCCCCCACGAGGGAUGGGGCCUAUGGGCCCCGGCCCCCAGAACUACGGCAGCGGCAUGAGGCCUCCCCCCAACUCGCUGGGUCCCGCCAUGCCUGGAAUGAACAUGGGUCCGGGCGCUGGCAGGCCGUGGCCCAACCCCAACAACGCUAACUCGAUCUCCUACUCCUCGUCCUCACCCGGCAACUACGUGGGACCCCCUGGCGGCGGCGGCCCACCUGGAACGCCCAUCAUGCCCAGCCCUGCAGAUUCCACAAACUCCAGCGACAACAUCUACACAAUGAUUAACCCCGUCCCGCCGGGGGGGAACCGGUCAAAUUUCCCGAUGGGCCCGGGGUCGGAUGGGCCGAUGGGAGGCAUGGCUGGGAUGGAGCCUCAUCACAUGAACGGGUCAUUAGGGUCAGGUGACAUUGACGGACUCCCCAAAAAUUCCCCAAACAACAUCAGCGGCAUUAGCAACCCCCCCGGCACCCCACGGGAUGACGGAGAGCUGGGCGGCAGCUUCCUCCAUUCCUUCCAGAACGACAACUACUCUCCCAGCAUGACGAUGAGCGUGUGACGCAUGUCCGGACAGCAGAGCUACCGGCAGGAAGAACCCAGAAAUUAUGCAAGAUGAAAGCGGUCGGUCGGAAGAGGCGGGGUGGGGCGAGGGGGGCGUGUUGUCCCACCC
Molecule: messenger RNA, 1354 nt
Organism: Tachyglossus aculeatus (Australian echidna)
Lineage: Eukaryota; Metazoa; Chordata; Mammalia; Monotremata; Tachyglossidae
Gene: SSBP3
Product: single stranded DNA binding protein 3
Exons: 18
Coding region: 74-1243 (389 amino acids)
Biological process (GO): positive regulation of transcription by RNA polymerase II
Cellular component (GO): nucleus
Molecular function (GO): protein binding; single-stranded DNA binding
Source: RefSeq, a predicted model, not a curated record